CACCACCACCAUUUUCUCUCCACUUCUCUCUCAUCCAAUCAAUAGAGAGAGGGUUCCAUUGUUGAAGGCAAGAAGAAGAGUUGAGCAGAGAAAUGCAGAAGCAAAAAGAGUCAGCCGCCUCCAUGCUAUUCAUAUCAGGCACAAAUACGCACUCAAAAAUUCCGAAUUUAGUUACAUCCAAAGCCAACAUUUUGAUUCGAUAAUUGAUCCCACCAUGACCGCGAAAGAAAUGCUCUCUGUAUUAUCCACCAAGAACCCAAGAAAAGCUAAACUGUAAGCACGCAAUGCUAUCUACAUGCACAUAUCAUACUUCCCCGCACGCAUCAUUUGACGCCAAACUCUCUUCCUUCACGCCCAACCCUUUUUCUUGUUUUCAUCUCUAAAUUGCUCAAUAACAUGUGCUGUUGACUGAAAAAAUCGAUGGCAGAGGAGGCGCAAAAUGGGCCCUUUUAUGAAAUCAGCCGGGAAGAGGACGCCGGAGCGGCGUUUGUCUUGCAGUCCAAGGGGAAAUGGUGGCACGCCGGAUUUCAUUUGACGACGGCGAUUGUGGGGCCCACAAUACUGACGCUGCCGUACGCUUUCCGGGGGUUAGGAUGGGGGCUGGGGUUCCUGUGCUUGACGGCGAUGGGGGUGGUGACCUUCUACUCCUAUUAUCUCAUGUCGUUGGUGCUGGACCACUGUGAGAAGGCUGGACGCCGCCACAUACGGUUCCGGGAGCUCGCCGCCGACGUGUUGGGUUCUGGCUGGAUGUUCUAUUUUGUGAUAUUCAUUCAGACGGCAAUUAAUACCGGCAUCAGCAUUGGAGCUAUUCUGCUGGCAGGGGAAUGCCUCCAGAUCAUGUACUCGAACCUCUCUCCCCAUGGACCAUUGAAACUAUAUCACUUCAUAGCGAUGGUGACAGUAGUUAUGAUACUUCUCUCUCAGUUUCCAAGCUUCCAUUCUCUGAGGCAUAUUAACUUCGUCUCGCUGCUUCUCAGCUUGGGCUACACUUUUCUUGUGGUAGGCGCUUGUAUUUCCGCAGGUGCCUCAAAAAAUGCACCGCGAAGGGACUAUUCUUUGGAAUCCUCUGAAUCAUCAAGGAUAUUCAGUGCAUUCACUUCCAUAUCCAUUAUAGCUGCCAUUUUCGGGAAUGGUAUACUACCUGAAAUACAGGCAACACUGGCUCCACCGGCCACGGGGAAGAUGGUGAAAGGCCUAAUUAUGUGUUACACUGUAAUUUUCUUCACCUUCUACUCUGCUGCUGUUUCCGGAUAUUGGGUAUUUGGGAACAAGUCCAACUCAAAUAUUCUCAAAAGUUUGAUGCCGGACGAGGGACCUUCCUUGGCACCGGUAUGGCUUUUAGGUCUCGCAAUUGUAUUCGUUCUUCUUCAACUCCUUGCCAUUGGCCUGGUGUAUUCCCAAGUAGCUUAUGAGAUUAUGGAAAAGAAAUCAGCUGAUGUCAAAAAGGGCAUGUUCUCCAAAAGAAACUUGAUCCCGAGAAUAAUUCUCCGCUCUCUGUACGUUAUAGCUUGUGGAUUUUUUGCUGCAAUGCUACCUUUCUUCGGUGACAUAAGUGCUGUCGUUGGAGCCAUCGGCUUUAUCCCUCUCGAUUUUGUUCUCCCGAUGCUUCUCUACAACAUGACCUAUAAACCAAGAAAAUCAUCUCUUGCUUAUUGGGUGAACUACUCUAUCAUUGUUGUGUUCUCCUGCGUGGGGAUCAUGGGCGCGUUCUCUUCUAUAAGGAAGCUAGUUCAAGACGCCAGACAGUUCAAGCUUUUUAGCAGCGACGUAGUUGACUGAGUACAUAGUGAAGUUGAAGUUGAAACAAUUCCACGAUUCAGAUCAUACGGUUUCAUGUAUAAUAUAAGUAAUUCAGACGACAGUUAUCGUGCUAUUUGUAGUGUAUAAUUCAAGUAAUUUAGCUGUGAGAAAUACAAUAAAAUUUUGUUAAAACUAUAGGAAGCAACAAAAUCCCAGGUUCAUUAA
Molecule: messenger RNA, 1965 nt
Organism: Sesamum indicum (sesame)
Lineage: Eukaryota; Viridiplantae; Streptophyta; Magnoliopsida; Lamiales; Pedaliaceae
Product: Transmembrane amino acid transporter family protein
Source: RefSeq, a predicted model, not a curated record